Molecule: messenger RNA, 1808 nt
Organism: Varanus komodoensis (Komodo dragon)
Lineage: Eukaryota; Metazoa; Chordata; Lepidosauria; Squamata; Varanidae
Gene: TMBIM4
Product: transmembrane BAX inhibitor motif containing 4
Exons: 7
Coding region: 77-793 (238 amino acids)
Biological process (GO): negative regulation of apoptotic process
Cellular component (GO): membrane
Source: RefSeq, a predicted model, not a curated record
UGCACCCGGAAGUCAUCGUCGUUUGGGAAAGGGACCGUCGUCACCGUCGCGGAGCUGAAGGCGGCCGGCCGGGAAGAUGACAGUGGAGAGCCCGUGCUACCCGCGGACAUCCAUCGAGGAUGAUUUCAACUAUGGCACUAACGUGGCUUCGGCCAGCGUACACAUUCGCAUGGCUUUUCUGCGAAAAGUCUACAGCAUCCUUUCCAUUCAGAUUUUCUUGACUACAGUGACUUCUGCAGUUUUUCUGUACUCCAACACAAUUCGGGCAUUUGUACAUGACAGCCCUGCUUUACUUCUGAUAUCCUUGCUUGGUUCCUUGGUUGUGAUUGUGGCAUUAACUCUGUACAGACAUCAGCAUCCAGUUAAUUUAUAUCUUCUCUUUGGAUUUACCCUUUUAGAAGCACUGACUGUUGCUAUCACAGUGACUUUCUACGAAGUGUCCAUUGUCCUGCAAGCCUUUAUUCUAACUACUUCUGUGUUUCUGGCACUCACUAUAUAUACUUUGCAGUCCAAAAGGGAUUUCAACAAACUUGGAGCAGGGCUGUUUGCCGCCUUAUGGAUACUUCUUCUGGCAAGCUUUUUAAAGCUCUUUUUUUAUAGUGAAGUAGUAGAGCUGGUAUUUGCUGCUGCAGGAGCUCUUCUUUUCUGUGGAUUCAUCAUCUAUGAUACUCAUCUGCUAAUGCACAAACUCUCCCCUGAAGAAUACAUAUUGGCUGCAAUCAACCUCUAUUUGGACAUCAUCAAUCUCUUUCUGCACCUGCUACGCUUGCUGGAAGCAUUUAAUAAAAAGUAAUUGAGAGUUGUUCAAAAUUCUGAGAUAAUCUGGAUGUGGCAUCUAAGGAGUUAAGACUUAGAAAAUCUGCAGUCUGUUUUCAGAUUAAAGUUUGUUUUUACAUUCCAUGGUGAUUUCAGUGUUUUCUAUUUAAAAGAUGUUUCAGGGAGCUCGUGCCUAAGAUUCUAUUCUGAGAUCAGCUAAUUACAUGGUGCAGUCAUCUUGGCUGUUUGGUAAAGGCUUCAGUCCAUCCGUUUGCAUAUUAUUACUGAUGAAAGACUUGCUCAUCAACCUCCAAUUGUGCCAAUAAGCACUAUUAAAACUAUUUUAUUUUUCCAGUAAUUGCCACAGAUGUGUUCUUUGAGAUUCACAAUAGUUACUGGCUAGAUAACAUAAAAUUGAGCUUUCUUAAUUUUCCUAUUCAACACUGAAACUUUAAACAAGCUAAAAUUCCCUUGUAAGUGUUUUACCAGUGACCACCAACAAUACUAGCAUUUGGAGUUGAAGGAGUAAUUCUGUAAAUUGCUCUCUUAUAAGGUUGUGAUGUUUUUUAAGCUAAAUAAUAUCAAGUGGCUACAUUUUCAAAUACCACCGGUUUUGUAAGAAUAUUGUCUUACAUUUUGCCCUCAAGUAGAUAACUUGAUUCUUGACAAUGGGUAGAUGAUGAAAGCAAAAGUGUGAUCGUCUGAAAGUUUAUUCUGUUCUGAAGACCUAUAUUAAGGGAAUACUUAUGUUGUUCCCUGUAUUCCAAGUUUGUCUACUUUGAAAUUCAAAAUAUGUAUCUUACCAUUUUUUUCAUGAAUUCUUUUGGAAUGCCAGAAAAGCUUGAAGUACAUUAUAACUCCUUCUCAAGGCAUUCGCAUUGUCAGUAAGGGAUAAAAAUAUUUCUGUGCAGUGUUUGUGAAAUAGAGUAUUGGACAAUGUUUGGUCUUGUACUGUGAAAUGCUGGCAGAGCAGAAGAAGCAAUUACAUUCCAUCUGCUCUUCUAUUAGGAUAAUAUUAAGAACUGAUUAAAAUAAAUUUUAUGAAAUGUUAA